This is a messenger RNA of Dermatophagoides farinae (American house dust mite), 1321 nucleotides long. RefSeq lists its product as uncharacterized. Lineage: Eukaryota; Metazoa; Arthropoda; Arachnida; Sarcoptiformes; Pyroglyphidae. The record is from RefSeq and is a predicted model, not a curated record. Gene Ontology annotation, biological process: signal transduction. Gene Ontology annotation, cellular component: protein phosphatase type 2A complex. Gene Ontology annotation, molecular function: protein phosphatase regulator activity.
AUUGUUUUGCAACAUUAAAUUUUGUCGUUAUCAUCAUCAUCAUCAAUUGAUUGCCAUGGAUGUCGAUUUUAAAAAUGUCUGUAUGGAAAUUUUCGAUUUCACCAACAAUGAUAAUCUAAUGGAGAAGACGAAAAAAUAUGAAAAACUUCAAUCCAUUUAUGAUCUAUUCAUCAUUGAAGAUAUGGAUGAUGAAAAUAAUAUUAUGCUAACAAACUACAAACAAAUUUUUCCCGAUAUACUUGAUGUAAUAACGGUAAAUAUAUUCCGUCCAUUGGGGCCAUCAAAAUUGAAAAAAGAAUACAUAAAUUAUGGUAAUAAUUUCGAAAAAUGUACAUCAACCAAUGAUUUGAAUCCACAUUUGGAUAUUGUUUACAAAAUAUUGGAUCUUGCUAUCAAUUUUUUCAAAAAUGAUCAUAAAUAUAUCGCUAUUAUCAUUGACGAUCAUUUUGUUUCACAAUUACUCGAUUUAAUUCAUAGUGAUGAUGGUGAUGAACGAAAUUAUGUAUCGAAAAUUAUUUCAACAAUCUAUCAAUAUAUACCCGAAAGACGUGAUAUAAUUGAUCGUAUUGUUAAUGAAGAAUUGAAAGAAAUUGUUUCAUCAAUCUAUUCGAAUGAAGUACAGAUUCAUUUAGAGAAUUUAUUACAUAUUUAUAAAUUAAUGAUGGAUCGAAAACGAUCAACAGUCAAACAGCAACAACAACAACAACAAUUUCAAAUGACAACAAUUAAAACAUUAUUAUUUACGUUACAUCGUUUACCAUAUCUUUAUUAUUAUUAUCGGCCAUUAUUUUCAUGUACAAUAAAAUUUAUGAAAAAAUAUCCUGAAGAAAUUAUUGAUUUUAUGCGUCAAUUAUUUCAACUAAGAAAUUCAUCAUCAUUGUCUACACAUAGUUCAAUAUUAAUGUUGACAUUAGUGGAAUUGAAACAAAUAUUGAAUUUAUUGUUCAAUGAUGAUAAUAUCGAUAUCGAUGAUGAUGAUGAUGAUGAUUCAGAAUCAAUUUUUCAACAAAUAAUGCCAUUCAUAAUGCCAUUUUUAAUGAAAAAUCUUCAAUCAUUAAAUACAGAUCUCAUAAAAACAACAAUAAAUAUUUUAUGUUCAUUUGAAUAUCAAAAAUAUUUUGAUAAAUAUAUGGCUACUACUACUACUACUGGUAAUUAUAAAAAUCAAUUAAUAUCCAUAUUGAACAAUCAACAAUAUUUAAUUACAUGGGAUUAUCGUACACAUGUUCAACAGGUUCUUUAUGGCAUUUAUCUACAAAAUUUAAACACACACACACACACACAUAAAAUUGAAUUGAUGAUUUUAAAUUUUACCUUUUUU